Saccoglossus kowalevskii is the source of this 2260-nucleotide messenger RNA. Its product is annotated as borealin-like. The record is from RefSeq and is a predicted model, not a curated record. Lineage: Eukaryota; Metazoa; Hemichordata; Enteropneusta; Harrimaniidae. Gene Ontology annotation, biological process: mitotic sister chromatid segregation. Gene Ontology annotation, cellular component: chromosome passenger complex; chromosome, centromeric region; spindle midzone.
CUUUUGAUUGGUCGGUGUACCAUCGUUUGAAAUAGUGGCGGUCAUUAUUGUUCGCAAUCUGUGCUCCCUUUUUAGGUGACAACUGGUUAUAUUUUCAUUUUUAGGCGAUCGUUGCAACCAUGCCCAAGAAAAGAAAAACUAAAUUAACCAAAAGAGCAAAGCCUAAACUUCCUGAUAGUGAUGACCAGGGUGACCUAUCAGAACAUGAACGAUCACAAAAGUUGGAACUAUUCUUACAAGAUUUCGAUAUUGAAGUAAAUGAUAGGAUAGCAGCUAUGCGGAAAGAAGCUGAGAAAAUGUGUUCAUUGAUUAAUUCUUCUUACAAAAUGGAAUUAUUCAAACUUCCAAAAGCUAUGAGAAACCUAAAGAGAACACAGUUUAUAGCAAAGGGUGGCUCAGUGAAUGCUGUUGUAUUGGAUGAAGUCACAGAGGGCAUAGACAGACUAGCCAGUACAUUGGCACCCAUACUCUCCUGCAGUAAAUCCACUGCACGGGUUCCUUUAGGCAAUGUUGGCAAUACAAAGAUUAAUGAAUGUACAAAUCUGGAUCCGGUGACGAUAAAAGAAGAGGUGUUGUCAUCUGAAGAAGUGCAGCCAACAGAAACUAAAAAAACGAGAGGUAAAGGAACCAGAACAACAAAAGCUAGAGCAGCACUGCGAGAACAAAAUAAUUGCAGUGAUGCGCCAUUAACUGUAAGAAGAUCUACAAGAAAAGGGGCGCUUAAAAAUCAAUUGGUUACCCCAGCUAUGAAUACUGGCAGGCACAAUGCCUUAACAAUGGGAUGGGAUACACCAGCAGUCACUCCAAAAUUUGAUCCCAGGCUUCCGGUCACCCCUGCAGUCAUGAGGGAACCCAAAGCUGGUGAGCGAAUCAUGUCAAUGUGUGGCAGUCCAUUAACCAAUCCUUCACAUGCUGGAGCUAAGGUUCCAGAAGCUUACAUACCAUUAAGAAAUGGACAGGCAAUCCAGCUAAAAGCAAACCAAAAUAUACAAGAUUUAGCUCUCACAGAAGUGGAUGACCACACACGGAAAAACUUGCUAGUAUUACAAGAACAGAUAUCCAAAAUUUUAAAAGUCAAACCUUUGAAGGCGACAACCCAAUCAUAAGGCUGAUUUUUUGCGAAUAUUGUGUUACUAUAGUGCUAUGUGAUAGUAUAUUGAAGUAUUUUUACACUGCAAUCUUACAUGUAUGUGUGUUACCAAAUAUUUGCACACCUUUUAACUCUUGACCAGUGGAAGAAUGACUCAAUCAAGAAACUUAAUCUUUCUAAAAAGCAACAUGUACAAAGAUAAAUGCAUAUCAAGCUAAUCUUACAUUUUAGUAUAGUGGUAGUUUACUAAACAUAAUCCUAGUUCUUAAUACUGUGCCAGGAGGGAGAGGGGGAAUUUUUAAGAAUUUAAACAUAUUAUUGCCAUUAUAUGGUGUACUUCAUCGUGUUGUGUGUAAAUAACAAUCAAUCCAGAGUUGUUGGCAGUGUCUCACCACUCGCCCACCAUCUCAUCAUGUCUCAUCAUCUCUGUGUACAAUACAGCAUGCCAAGUUGUACUCUUAGUAGUAUGGCAUAACAAUUCAGAGCAGAGUGUACCAGAUCAGAUAAUCAUUUUAUUAUUGUUUGUAUCCUAUUUAAUGCGAUUUAAUAUCAAAGUUUAUUCAUAAACUUGACACAGUCUCUUUUUGUGAAGAAUUGAUAAAUCAAUCUCAGACGGGGGAAGCUGCUAAUAAGCAUAAUGUGAAGGACGAUGGAAUGAAUUGCAGUGUGUACCUAUCAUUUAUAAGGAUGCCUGAAUCAUCCUUUGAAUACACUUUGAUGUAUUUUAUGCAAUGUAAAUUGACUGGUUAAUUGUGUCUUGAGACAACUUAACCAAGCCUAGCCCCAGGAUGUAAUUAUUUUGGUGUCAGGGAAUUACCUCGUUGCUAUGAACAGUGCUAUGUGAGUCAAAGAUGUGAUUGUGCAAUACCAACGCCUCACUUUAAUCAAUUUUUAGUUUUUGAAUAUCUGAAGCAUCUUCAUAGUGACUUGCAUUAUUUGUACAGAUUUUGUACUGAUAGUAUUGUUCUAUAAUCUUAUUAGUGUCACUACUUUUCAUGAUUUGUCGUAAUCUCAAUGUUCUUGAUCUCGUUCAGGAACUAGUCUUUAUUCUUGUGGAGGUCUUUCUUGAAAUAUAUUAUAAGUUGUGUGAUGGAUGUUGUACAUGUAAUAAUUUUAUACUUUAUUAUUCUUUAUUAUAUCAUUAUGUACUUGUAUUAUAAAUAGAAUUUU